Messenger RNA from Fopius arisanus, 729 nucleotides. RefSeq lists its product as uncharacterized. The record is from RefSeq and is a predicted model, not a curated record. The coding region runs from base 17 to 256 and encodes 79 amino acids. Lineage: Eukaryota; Metazoa; Arthropoda; Insecta; Hymenoptera; Braconidae. The transcript has 4 exons.
GGUUGUUCGCCUCUGAAUGUGGGAUAGCCUUUAUGCGCUGUGGUGGAACUGUCACCGGUGGUUUGACAGAUGGGGUUAUGUUGCCCAUGGUGUUUCUGGGUUGUUCCAGUAUGCAGGUUUCGUCAUUAUAAGGGUAUCCUUUGAUUGUCAUCGAAGCAUUGGUGUGUUCAGGUGUUUGCUUCUUUUUCUCGGUUGGUUCUCUUUUGGGUUCUGUGGAUACUUCGAGAGACGCAGAUUGGUGUUUUGCAAUGUUUAAGUGUUUCCAGAAGGACUACAUUGUCGAUACUAGGAUUGUGAUUGGAUUUUUGUUGAUUAUAAAUUGUUAUUCUAUCUUUAUUAAUAGAUGCGUUGGGAUUUUUCGGGAAAGAGUCAUCGAUUGUAUUUUCUGAAUUUAGGGUAGAAGUGGCCUGGUGCCUGUAGUAUUAAUUAUAUUUUUCCAAUGAAUUUUCUUGUACUGAGGAUCAGCUUGUUCAUGUGGUUAAUGAUGGAAAUCGAUCUUGAAUUGUAUUUUACCAAUUUUACGUCAAAGUGCUUUUAGUAUUAAUUAUAUUUGUCCAAUGAUUUUUCUUGUAAUGAGAAUCAGCUUGUUCAUGUGGUUAAUGAUGGAAAUCGAUCAAGAAUUGUAUUUUACCAAUUUUAAGUCAAAGUGCUUUUAGUAUUAAUUAUAUUUGUCCAUGAAUUUUCAUAUAUCGGCUGGUUUGUUUGAAUGAACUUGAAGUUGAUUUUUAA